CAGAGCUAAUCUAGCAGGGGAGCUACUGCUGAAAGAGUAGGUCUGAACCUCCAGCACUUACUCCUGAUAGUGCCUUCUUGUUUUUUUCUCUGUCUGCCAGAAGUGAUACUCCUCUGACUCACCGGGGAGCUAUUUCUGCUGAAGUAGCAGAAAAGAUCUUUGCUUCUCUCUGAGUGGAACAUUUGGUCUCUUCUGAGAAACUUGCAGCUUCUGGGCGAUCAGGACAUUGAAUUUGGUGGACAGUUGCCAUUUGUUCCCUGGGACUGUACCUGCCCUUGCUCUCCUCAUCACCUCCCACACUCCCUUCCCUCUGAUAAAACUCCAGGGCAUUGCAGUAUUGCUAUGGAGUCCAGGGAGACUUUGGGCAGAUCCUGGCAAAGGGGAGGUGUAGCAGACUUUCUGCCAAUUGCUGUGGUCUCUGUGAAGCCUCCACUUACCGCCAGCUGUGUGGAGGAGAUGAUGCUGCCUGUGGCGGGCUCGGGGAAAGGGAUUCUGGUGAGCAGUGAGAGGCUGGAGCCCAAGGAAGAGGAUGGUUCUGGGCAAGAUAUGGAUUCCACUUCCAAUGCAGACAGUGAGAAAUGGGUGGCAGGAGAUGGCCUAGAGGAGCAGGAAUUUUCCAUCAAGGAAGCUAACUUCACAGAGGGGAGUUUAAAACUAAAGAUCCAGACCACUAAAAGAGCUAAGAAGCCCCCAAAGAACUUGGAGAACUACAUUUGCCCUCCUGAGAUCAGAAUCACCAUCAAGCAAUCUGGGAAGCAGAAGCUUUCCAGAGCUGGGAAAAAUAGCAAAACAGCUAAAGAGGAGGACAGAUCCCACUCAAGAAAGAAGAAACCAGCCACUGAGCCAGAUAUACCAUAAAAAGUGGAGAAUACACCCCGCAAGUAUGGGCUGCUGGAGUACCAGGACGAUCAUGAAGCAAGAAAAGGACUAGAGACUCUAAUAGAAAAAUUUGUCAAAUACUUUAGGAUAAAAAUGGACUAACAACCAUUCCGGAACAGAAAAGUAGUCACUGGCUUUCCCCAAGUAGGCUGUUAAAACAUCAGGCUGUGCUUUUAGAACAAGAGCAUGUAGAAUUGAAAGUAACUAACCUUUUGAACCCAGCAGUGGUUUUUGAUAAGCGAUGCAGAAGUGGGAGAGCUGAUUCACAACUGUUUACAGACUAUUGAGCAGGUGUAUUCCAGUCAUACUGACCUGCAAGAUACAUCCCUGAAGGAUGUGGACUACAAACUGUUUCUGGGCAGCAGCAGCUUUAUGAAAAUGGAAACCAGAAAGCAGGAUAUGCUGUGGUAACCAAACAUAAGAUAAUAGAGGCUAAAACCCUGCAUUCCUUCCCCACCCCCACCCCCCAACACAACAGCACCGAAAACCAAGCUGAUGGUGCUACUGAGACUUCUGGAAUUGUCAGAAAGUCAAAAUUUGCUUUUAAGGCACAUCAAUU
This is a messenger RNA of Neopsephotus bourkii (Bourke's parrot), 1438 nucleotides long. Its product is annotated as SET-binding protein-like. The transcript is spliced from 3 exons. Bases 343 to 858 code for a protein of 171 amino acids. NCBI's taxonomy places the organism in Eukaryota, Metazoa, Chordata, Aves, Psittaciformes, Psittacidae. The record is from RefSeq and is a predicted model, not a curated record.